UCCCACUCUCUCACUGUGCGCGCGCUCGCGUGUGUGUGUGGAACUGUCAGUCCGUCAUUUGGGCAGUGCGGAGCUGAGCCGGAUACGUCAACUUAAAGCAAUAUAUCUGACAAAAUUCACUCCGAAUUUAGUCUCUGACACCUUCAACAAUCGGAAUACUGGCUUUCUUUGGGAAUUAUACAUUUUUUCGGGGCGGACAAGCGACAAAGAAAGAAAGUGGGAGUGGGAUUUUGCACGAGACAUAUUUGAAGGGUUGUUGGCUUAGCCUGACUGGGGUGAGUUAGCAUGCUAAUGGAGCAGCGCCGCAGUGGAUGCCUGUUUUUCCGCUUUUAUAUGUAAAUUAGUCUGACGUCGUAAAAUUAAUUUUUUACUUUUCAUAUUCUCUUAUAUCCGUCCAUGAUAUUCUGUUUUACCACAAGUGUAGUGUUUAUAAAAGGGCUUGAGAAAAGCUUGCUUGGCAUGUUAGCUAGUUAGCAAGUAACGUUAGGGGAGGCUUACAAAUGAAGCCUUAAGGAGCUUUUCCCGUUUACGGAUAAGAAUUUAAAAAUAACACCGCAUUUUGUUCGUAACUUUAAUGCUGUAUGUAAUAACUGUGUGUUUUAUCGCAUUUGGGUGAGAUAUUCAUCUGUGUAACACGCUAAUAGUUGAGUUGGUACAGUUAGCUGGCUGGGGUUAGCUAACUGAACGUUAUGCCAAAUGAUAUUUUACUAAGAGACAGUUAGGACGCCACUAGCUUACUUAAAGCACUUGUCACUGUGUGAUAGUUACUUUAUUGUUAUACAACAAACAAUGGCAUCGGCUGUUAACGCUGUCUCAUCAUUUGCGAGCAAAAAAACAAAGAAGAAACAUUUCGUGGCUCAGAAAUUGAAGCUGUUUCGUGCCAGCGACCCUCUGCUCAGUGUUCUUAUGUGGGGAAUUAACCAUUCGAUAAAUGAGUUGAGCCAUGUUCAGAUCCCCAUCAUGCUAAUGCCUGAUGACUUCAAGGCCUAUUCUAAGAUCAAGGUGGACAACCAUCUUUUCAACAAAGAGAAUAUGCCAAGCCAUUUUAAGUUCAAAGAGUAUUGCCCUCUUGUUUUCCGUAAUUUAAGAGAAAGGUUCAGCAUCGAUGACCAGGACUUCCAGAACUCUUUGACCCGCAGCGCACCCCUCGUCAGUGAAGCUCAGGGCCGUAGCGGUGCUCGCUUUCACACCUCUUACGACAAGAGGUAUGUCGUCAAGACCAUUAGCAGCGAGGACGUGGCCGAGAUGCACAACAUCCUCAAAAAGUACCAUCAGUAUAUCGUGGAAUGUCAUGGUACCACACUGCUACCGCAGUUCCUCGGCAUGUACCGCCUCACCGUUGACGGAGAUGAGACUUAUAUGAUUGUCACACGCAAUGUGUUUAGCCAUCGGUUGUCUGUGUAUAAGAAAUAUGACCUGAAGGGAUCUACUGUUGCCAGAGAGGCAAGUGACAAAGAAAAGGCUAAGGAACUCCCCACAUACAAGGAUAAUGACUUUAUUAAUGAUGGACAAAAAAUAUACAUCGAUGAAGAGAGUAAGAAAAUCUUCCUUGAUAAGCUUCGAAAGGAUGUGGAGUUUCUGGCCUUACUGAAGUUGAUGGAUUACAGUCUUCUGGUUGGCAUUCAUGAUGUGGAGAGGGCAGAACAAGAGGAGGUGGAGAGUGAGGAUAAUGAAGGAGAAGAGGAAGGAGAAAGUGAUGGAGGGAUGGUUGGCACUCCUCCCGACAGUCCCAGUAACACCCUGGACAGCGCUAAACCACUCUCACCGGGAGACUUCGACCCCAGUAUUGACGUCUACGCCAUCAAAAGCCAUGACAAUUCCCCUAGAAAGGAGGUUUACUUUAUGGCUGUUAUUGACAUUCUGCAGCAUUAUGAUGCCAAGAAAAAAGCAGCUCAUGCCGCCAAGACAGUAAAGCAUGGGGCUGGGGCGGAGAUUUCCACCGUGAACCCGGAGCAGUACUCGAAAAGAUUCUAUGAAUUCAUCACUACCAUUCUGCCCUAGUCCGAGGCAACUGAUCUCAGUCCAGUGGGAUAAAGAGGGACGCCAGCAGAGGGGUGCAGAACAUUCAAAUACCUGCUCUGCCACGGGGGGCACCCUUACAGCAGCUACAACCACCAUUCGUUUACAUUUUGAUUUUCAGUUAUUUGUUCUUUGUUUUGUGGGACCAUCAGAGUGAUGAAAAAAGGACAACAGUUUUUUGGGGGGAGGGCGGGUGGGGCUUUUUACUGCUUUCUAAUUGCAUGUCCCUUAUUCUUGUUUGUUCAAUUUGUUAUUUUUCCUGCCUUUUAACACGGAAGAAGACAGAGAGUAUGUGUGACGGUCUGUGGUUGGUUUCUGGAAAUCGAGGCUCCGUCGGAUCCAUUCUAGAACCUAAAACUGCUCAAUUGGACAUUCACAGAACCAUUUGUCACCAGUCCCUGCCCAAACUCGCAUAACUUGACCCCUGGCUGUCCAUAUUGCUUUAUGUCCACCAAGGUCAGAGGCACCUGAAGCACUUGACACCAACUCUCUGCACAGAGACUAACCAUUAACGCCCUUUGAGCCAUUUACAAAAGGAGGACCUGAUGCUCCCACUUGCCUUGCGUUGACAAACAGCCGUGUCCGUCUGUUUUGCAUGUUCCUUCAGUGUUUUCCGAGGCAAAUGCGGAGUCAUUUGGAGAUGGAGGCAGUCAUUUUUUAAUGUUUUUUUUUUUUAAUUUUGCAGCGACUUGACAGGAGAGAGAAUGAAGACACUGAAGCAGCAUUAUCAGUGGUUUCUCUUCAGUCAUCAGAGAAUUCUGUUACAUUAGUGAUUCAGUUGCCAUCAGCACCUUAAACUGUUGCACUUUUUAUUAGGAUCACUCGGUCUGUUACGAGCUGCAACGAACGCACUAUGAGGCACCGUUAAAUGCAGCCUUGCAAUUUCACGUGUUCUCACGCAUACGCUUGUUCUCAGCAGACAAAACAUAGUUUACCUCUUGCAUCGUACCAGGACACACCCAUUUGUGUUGUGUUUCAGUAUUUCAUGGAGGUUUGGGGAAGGGGUGCUUUGUAAAGUUUUUUUUUUUUUUUUGGUUUUCUUUAAAUAGUGUAUGUCUCGUGAGUUUUGUUCGAAAUUCUUUGAUUGGCAGCAAAACCGAUAAAACGUAUUUUUUUGCACAUGAUGAACGGAACCAAAAUGUUGUUCACAUAAUCCUGUUGGUUCAGCAGUGGUAUUUACAAGGGAAACAUUACACCUGUUAACAGAGGCAAAUGCGUUUUUGUAAAGUAGAAACAGGUCUUAUAGAGAUUAACAUUGUUUCUAAUUCAAAGAAGCCUUCUCAUUUUACGUUGGUUUAGAUUUCUUGCACAUAUUUUGACAUUUUAAUCCAUUUAAAUGCAUUUUAAAGCACCACUCUGUGAUUCGGUAAAAGUGUUUUGAUAAAUGAAGAAUGUUACUGUUUUAAAUAGUUUAACAUGAGUACUGUCUACAAAAGAAAGGAAAAAGGAUGCAUGUUGCAUUAUUAUUUUUUAUGAUCAAUCUGGUUUAGUCCAGAGAUGUAUAUUUCAUGAAUUUUUUUUUUAAUUUUUCCUGUGCACAGACACCCCCACCCCAGGUCUGUUAUUUUUAAUAUGGUCCCAUAUCUGCUUUAUACUGUGUUUUCAAUGUAUACACUGUGCAAGAGUCGUGCCUUUUUACAAAAUUAUUUAAUUCUGUCUUUUCAAUUUUUUCAAGCAGAAGUGAAAUGUUAUUUUCUAAUAUUAGGGUGGUUGUUGGAAAAAAAAUCAUUUUUCAGUGUUUAUUUUGCUUUUUAUCUCAUAAUAUGCUGUUACUUACAACAAGAUGUUACUUUCACCACCACCACAAAAAGGUCACUAUUUCUCCUUGACCGGCUAAUUCUAUGUGCAAGCCUUUUGGACAAGAGUGUGCAUUGUGAAUUUGUUGAUAUGAGUAGGUGUGGCUCUUGUUAUAGUGUUAAUUGUAAAUUGUGUUCAGGCUUUCUCAGAGCAUUUUAUCUGGAAGUAUUACCUGGCACCCAUGUUACACAGCGUCUUUGGUUAGUGUUUCAUUUUCUUAUUAAACUAAGCGCUGCUUGUGCCCAUUGAGCAGUGGUAAAAGAUGAUUUUUUUUAUUGUGCCCUCAUUGGGAAAGAAAACAAACCCUGGUCUUCUUGGAUGUAGUAAUAUUCACAUAAACAUGGGCAUGACAAAGAAGCUGUCACAUAGCAGCAGACUUUAAUAGUGUCAUCAUCAUCAUCAUCAUCAGUGCAUUGCUUCUGAUAUAUGUGUGAAUUUCACUAAAUGUGAAAAGUGCUAAAGUGAGACACAUCUUCACGCCUUCUUGAGAGCCCUUCACCCUGUUCUUCAUUUGCCAAAAGCGUUAUUGCUCAAUGUGUUCAUUUAUGGAUAACUCAUCACUUGGAAAGCUUUGGGAAAAAACUGUACGUUUUAGCAAUUGGAUUUUUAUUUUCUGGAACGGAUACAUUUUAUUUGAAUAUACAGGUUUACACGCUUACUGAAAGUAAAUGAAACCCCUAGUUUGUGACUGUUCAUGUCGUUUUCUAAUCUAGAUAGUGAAGGAAAUAGCAGUGAUUGGGGAAUCUCUGGUUUAAUGUGCAUCACACUCACAGACGAGUCUAAAAUCUGCUUUAAGAGUAACCAAAAGCAAAUCCUGUCUCAUGUGUUAUGAUGUAAACCGAUAUAAUACACUCCAUUCCAUAAGCAUUGCUCAAAACAAUAAAGCACUUUGUCUGCAAUUUA
This is a messenger RNA of Misgurnus anguillicaudatus (oriental weatherfish), 4719 nucleotides long. It is a transcript of the gene pip4k2aa, whose product is annotated as phosphatidylinositol-5-phosphate 4-kinase, type II, alpha a. Gene Ontology annotation, molecular function: 1-phosphatidylinositol-5-phosphate 4-kinase activity; 1-phosphatidylinositol-4-phosphate 5-kinase activity. Lineage: Eukaryota; Metazoa; Chordata; Actinopteri; Cypriniformes; Cobitidae. The record is from RefSeq and is a predicted model, not a curated record. Gene Ontology annotation, biological process: phosphatidylinositol phosphate biosynthetic process. Gene Ontology annotation, cellular component: plasma membrane.